AUGGACCUAACUGGUUAUCACCCUGAGCAGCAUCAGCCUCAGGCCCACCACCAUGAUAACUACUCCCAGGACAUAGUGACUGUAGAGGGAUCAUCAACAUCUCAGGAGCUGAAGACAGAGCCAGAGGGUAGACCUGAGCCAGAGGAGAGCUGUCCUGUCUGUGGGGACAGAGUGUCUGGAUAUCACUAUGGACUGCUUACCUGUGAGAGCUGCAAGGGUUUCUUUAAACGCUCAGUGCAAAAUAACAAGCAUUACACCUGUGUAGAAAUGCAGAGCUGCCCCAUGAACCCUUUGCAGAGGAAACGCUGUCCUUACUGCCGUUUCCAAAAGUGCUUGGCAGUGGGCAUGAAAAGAGAAGCGGUAAGAGCAGACCGUAUGAGAGGUGGCAGGAACAAGUUUGGACCUCUCUACCGUCGGGACAGGCAGAUGAAAGAGCAAAAGGUUUACCACCAGACAACCACCACUCCCUGUAGGAUAAAGAUGGAAACAACACAAGCACUCCAGCCCACAGCUCCAAGUGACCUCCACCUCAUGACCGGUCACACAAAUGUCCCAUUGUCUUCUGACCCUUUUCAUCAGUGCCAAGUUUAUCCCUCUGGCAUGGGCCAGUUGGGUGCCCCCAUGCCUCUGGACUGCACUAUGAACACAGACAGGGGGCUCACUCCUCCAUCUCUGCCUUAUGCUGGACUGUACCGCACAUUUCCUGGAUACCCUCAGGAGAAAAGAGAAGUGCCCUUCAGCUGCAGCCCAGCUCCUGAAAACCAUCCGUUCCAUUCACCACCUAACAAUUUAUUUACACCACUAAGCACGCCAGAAACAACAACGCCCUGCUCAACACCAAGCUCAACCACUUCUCUGACCCCAGCUUCAACCCCAACCCCAGGCCCCAGCGCAUUGGUGACUUCUACACCCAACUUUCUAGACCAGCUUGUGGAGGCCGAGCAGGAUGAGAGCCAGCUCUGUGCCAAGGUCCUGGCCAGCCUGCAGAGAGAGCAGGCUAGCCGAGGCAAACAUGACCGGCUCAACACCUUCAGCAUCAUGUGCAAAAUGGCUGACCAGACUCUGUUUGGGCUUGUGGAGUGGGCCAGGAACAGUGCGCUCUUCAAAGAGCUCAAGGUGGAGGACCAGAUGGUGCUUCUGCAGAGCUGCUGGAGCGAGCUUCUGGUCCUGGACCACCUUUGUAGGCAGGUGUCUUACAGCAAAGAGGGCUGCAUAUAUCUGGUCACUGGACAGCAAAUUGAGGUGUCAACCAUCCUUUCACAGGCAGGAGUGACACUGAGCAGCCUGGUGUCACGGACUCAGGACCUGGUCACCAAACUGAGGGCACUCCAGCUAGACAGACAUGAGUUUGUCUGUCUCAAAUAUUUGGUCCUGUUUAACCCUGAUGUGAAGUCAGUGCAGAGCCGCAGGCAGGUGGAGCAGACCCAGGAGAGGGUAAACAGGGCCCUGAUGGAGCGCACCCAGCAGACUCAUCCAGGACACUCAGACAAGUUCGGCCAGCUGCUGCUCCGACUGCCUGAGGUGCGCAGCAUCAGCUUGCAGGUGGAGGAUUAUCUGUACCAGCGGCACCUUCUGGGAGACCUGCCCUGCAACUCCCUCCUCACUGAGAUGCUGCACACCAAGCACAGCUGA
Molecule: messenger RNA, 1632 nt
Organism: Myripristis murdjan (pinecone soldierfish)
Lineage: Eukaryota; Metazoa; Chordata; Actinopteri; Holocentriformes; Holocentridae
Gene: nr5a5
Product: nuclear receptor subfamily 5, group A, member 5
Exons: 7
Coding region: 1-1632 (543 amino acids)
Biological process (GO): regulation of transcription by RNA polymerase II; tissue development; hormone-mediated signaling pathway
Cellular component (GO): RNA polymerase II transcription regulator complex
Molecular function (GO): nuclear receptor activity; RNA polymerase II cis-regulatory region sequence-specific DNA binding; zinc ion binding
Source: RefSeq, a predicted model, not a curated record